Molecule: messenger RNA, 1047 nt
Organism: Exophiala viscosa
Lineage: Eukaryota; Fungi; Ascomycota; Eurotiomycetes; Chaetothyriales; Herpotrichiellaceae
Product: H/ACA ribonucleoprotein complex subunit 2
Exons: 4
Coding region: 169-978 (269 amino acids)
Biological process (GO): ribosome biogenesis
Cellular component (GO): nucleolus; ribonucleoprotein complex
Molecular function (GO): RNA binding
Source: RefSeq, a predicted model, not a curated record
GCGGAGAGCAGCCAGAAUUUUUGGCCUGCGAAAUAGGUGAACCAUACCUGUGAACAUACUUAUCGACCUCUCAGGACGGGUUUUGGUCUACGAAGUCCACUUCACGCCCUCUAGGUCCAACCAGUUACGAUCGAGGAUAAAAAGAGGACGCACAAUCCAAAUCUCACAAUGGCCAAAGACAAAUCUACUCCUGCGGUGGACGCCAAAUUGUCCAAAGAGGAGCGCAAGGCGGCGCGCAAGGCAGAGAAAAAGGCCGCGAAGAAUGGCGCGGAGCCCACGGGCGUGACGAAGAGCAAGUCCGACAAGAAAGACAAGAAGGAGAAACGUAAGGUUCUCGCCGAGAAAGCCCUGAAUGAGAUCGACGGCGGCAAGAAGAGCAAGAAAACCAAGUCUGAAGACGAUGAUGAAGAUGAGGAGGACGAGGAUAUGGAGGGUGAUACGGCGAACGAGAUCAAUGGCGACGACGAAGACGAGGACGACGAGAACGAAGUUGUCAAGAAGAACGAGGCAAGUCUAGCGACUAAACCUGCUGGUCCGCUCGUGCCGUUUGCCAACCCCCUCGCCGACGACAAGGUCGCGAAGAAGGUGUUCAAGUGUGUUAAGAAAGCUGCCGCCCACCGCACCCUGAAACGCGGCGUCAAAGAAGUCGUCAAAGCCCUACGCAAAUCCGCUGGAUCUUCGGGCGAGGCCACCCCUAUCGGUGUCGUCGUUCUCGCGGCGGACAUCUCGCCUAUGGAUGUGAUUUCGCAUAUCCCUGUCCUUGCCGAGGAUCACAGCAUUCCGUAUAUCUACGUGACUAGCCGUGCUGAGUUGGGGACUGCCGGUCAGACGAAACGGCCAACGAGUGUUGUUAUGGUGAGUCGAGAUCCUGCGAAAAAGGGCGAUAAGAAAGAGGAUAGUAGCGAGGAGAGUUGGGAAGAGACGUAUAAGGGGUUGGUUAAGGUUGUGGAGCGGGAGGGACGACAUGUCAAGAUCUAGAUCACUCAGACUGUGGUUGGGAUACUGUUGCUUGCUUUUGUCGGGAUAGGAGAGUGCGAGGCGCUCUGU